This is a messenger RNA of Hyaloscypha bicolor E, 1809 nucleotides long. RefSeq lists its product as uncharacterized. NCBI's taxonomy places the organism in Eukaryota, Fungi, Ascomycota, Leotiomycetes, Helotiales, Hyaloscyphaceae. The transcript has 2 exons. The record is from RefSeq and is a predicted model, not a curated record. Bases 1 to 1809 code for a protein of 602 amino acids.
AUGGGGAUUCCCCAUCUGAUCACUUUUUUGCAGCCUUAUUCGGAGGCAGAAUCAAUAGAAGGCAGACACGUCGUGAUAGAUGGACCAGGGUUUGCCUAUCAUAUUUACCACGCCUGCUUAAGUGCCAGACCCGCAGCCUGGAACCCCUUUGAAGCAGCUCCCUCAUAUGAAGAGCUUGGGAAAGCAUCUAUUGCCUGGCUAGAUGGACUUCGGGACAACGACGUUGAGAUAAAGAAGAUAUAUUUUGACGGCUUUCUGCCUCCCUUGAAGCUUGAUACAAGAAUGGAAAGGCUUAUGAGGCAGACAAAUCAACUGAAUCAAUAUCAUGUCUCAAAUGCAACGCCAUGCCGAGCCUCAUUCCCACCCCUCGACAACCCGCCUGGGGGGCCAUUUCACACCGCUUCAGUGAAGUCAAAAUUGUCAGCACUUCCUCCAAGUCCGUUCUUAGUUCCUGCAGUUUUAGAAGCCCUUUUAGACUCAAAUCAGUAUCGGGAGCGCACAGAGGUUGUACCUGGUGAAGCUGAUCUGUACUGUGCCAAAUAUUUGAGCCAGCAUGGAGGGGUUGUUCUUACCGGCGAUUCGGAUCUUCUUGUGCAUGACUUAGGCAAUGGAGCAGUCAGUUUCUUCAGAGACAUAACUCCUGAUAAGCGGGCGUUAAGCGUCCAGGUUUACCGACCAACAGCUAUUGUUGAACGACUUGACCUACCGAAAUCUCAUGGCCUUCAUGCCUUUGCAUUUGAAAUUUCAAUGGACAGUCACGGUACAUUUCGCAAACUCCUUGCCGAUGCCCGAUCUCUCAAAACUGCAACUGCAAGCCCUUCCGAGUUCAAGCGCUUCUCGAAGGAAUACCGUCAGCUCCCAGCUCCUCUCGAAGCCAAACACCCCACAAAUUUGUUCCCACUUCUCCGGAGCCUGGACCCACGCAUCUCUGAAUUCGUGUUGCAAUAUCCCUACCUCGCUCGGAUUGCAGGACAGGAUGAGGUUACUGAAGGCUCUCAGACGUUUCACGUCUUUCUCCCCUUUCUUCUUGAUUGUCCUGUACGCACUAACGCUUGGGAGGUAUCAACGGUCAUCAGACAGCUUGCAUACGGGUUGAUCAAUCUCAUUGUACCAGAAAACCAACAAAGACUGACUGUCUCGGAGCAUAGGAAGCAGCAAGAUAAGUCAACAGGGCGGGAACUACAGCUGCCGAACCUGCCACAGAUUCCAGAGGCCUGUACUGCCAUUACUACUUUGUAUUCUCAGCUCCAACAAAACUUCCCUGGAGUCUCUGGAUCUCAGAUCUGGACAGCCAUUGCAAUCCAUCAAGAGAUCGAAUAUUCGUACUCCCGCGCUAAAAUACCGCUUUGCAAACCUGUUGUACAGCAGCUCGCAGAUCUGGAAAAUGAGUAUAACAUGAGAAACAAGAGCAAGAACCUCACGUGGGACAUUGUUCAAUUCUUUGCCCAAAUUCAAGGUUCCUACUACUCCUUUCGAAUUCUCAAACAGAUCAUGUCUUUAGUGGUUUCUCACGGUCCUCCCCAGUCACUUCCAGAGCCGCUGCUUCAUUUGCAUCGGCAGCUCGAGUCCCUCCCGAACUUGCGUGAUCUGCCAGGCCUCGAUAGUGCCCCGUCCAUCAUUGGGAGCCUCGGUAAGAGAGCCAUUUCAACUAUCACUAGCCACUCAUCAAUGGAUGAAGAAGCGACAGCGGAUCCUCAAGAGUCUCGCAGAGCGCGAAAGAAGAAGAGAAAGAGGAAUCAGUCUGCCGCUGGCGCUUCUUCUGGCUGUCAAAAGCCGACCAAUCCGUUCGAGUUAUUGGGAGACGAAUAG